GGCCAAGCGAUUAUAAACUAGCGACUUUAACGGAUAGUCUGACAAUCAGCGGAUCGAGUUCUGAGAACGGAAUCGGAAGCAGCUGCCGGGAAAUCGACGCCGGGGUGCCGUUCAACAUCUGAACUGAUUUAUCCUCCGACAGAAAAGGUUAGGGUUCCGAUUACCGGAAGGAAUUUUUGUGGGCGAGUAUAGUGUAGGUUUCGAGCUCUGAUAGUCGGCAGCCAUGUCUGUGACGGCGGGGGUUAGCGAUACUGUGAUAGCGAUUAGGGAUAAGCUUAGGGGUAAAAUUGGGCAAACGAAGGUGAAAAGGUACUGGCCGGGAAAAGCACCGGAGUGGGCUGAUGACAAUGAUGAGGAAGGGGAUAUUAGGAUGGCGAGGGCAGCUGCUCUCGAGAAAGCGUUUCCAAGCCGUGAGGGUGCUGAUGUUGUGAGGAAAGAUGAUCCUAGGCUGCGUCGUUUGGCGGAGAGUAGGAUCGAUAAUCGUGACGAAGUGAGGGAAGAUCACAGGCGAAUAAGGCAGGCAGAGAUUGUUUCGACUGAAGAGGAAGAAAGCAGGAGGAUGGAAGGAUUGGAUUUGGAGGAGGAGGAUGAGGAUGCAUUGGAGGAGAGGAGGAGGAGAAUACGGGAGAAGUUGUUGCAGAGGCAGCAAGAGGAGGCAUCCCUUUUACCGGAGGAGGAAGAAGAAGAGGAGGCGGAAGAGGAAGAGGAGGAGGAGUCUGAGUACGAGACUGAUUCAGAAGAGGAAACGACGGGUAUUGCAAUGGUGAAGCCUGUUUUUGUGCCGAAGUCGGAGAGGGAUACGAUUGCUGAGCGCGAAAGGCUUGAGGCGGAAGAGAGAGCGCUCGAGGAAGCUGUGAAGAAGAGGAUGGAGGAAAGGAGGAAAGAAACGAAAGAGAUUGUGGUUGAGAAAAUUAAGGAGGAUCAUGAGAUUCAGAGGAGCAUGGAGUUGGAGGCAAAUAUCGCCGAUGUGGAUACCGAUGACGACAUAAAUGAGGCAGAAGAGUAUGAAGCUUGGAAGGGUCGAGAAAUUGCAAGAAUCAAGAGGGAUAGGGAGGACAGGGAGGCAAUGCUAAAGGAGAAAGAGGAGAUUGACCGAGUGAGAAACAUGACAGAGGAAGAGAGGAGAGAGUGGGAGAGGAAGAACCCAAAGCCUUCUUCAGCCCCCAAGCAAAAAUGGAGGUUUAUGCAGAAGUACUACCAUAAGGGUGCUUUCUUCCAGGAUCAGCCUGACGAUCGUACGGGCACUGCUGGCGCUGCUGAAAUCUAUACUCGUGACUUCUCUGCUCCCACUGGAGAGGAUAAGAUGGAUAAGACCAUCUUGCCGAAAGUUAUGCAGGUUAAGCACUUUGGUCGCAGUGGAAGGACGAAAUGGACUCAUCUUGUCAAUGAGGACACGACUGACUGGAAUAACCCGUGGACAUAUAACGAUCCUCUUCGUGCCAAGUACAAUCAGAAAAUGGCUGGAAUGAACACAUCUUUAGAGAAACCUAAAGGCAGCAAGAAGCUGAAAGAUUGGGAGAAACGUUAGAAGUCUUCGAAUUUCCAUUGCCGCCUGCAAAUCUUUCAUUCAUCGUUCGACAGUCUACUCCGCCGCUGCUCAAAGUUACUUGAACUAAAUUUAGGAUCUUUGAUGGCUUCAUGUUGUAUUCAGUACUCUUUCAUUACUUGCUACACUUCUUUAAAAGCGUUAUUACCCUCCCAAAAAAUGACGUUCAAAAGUGCGACUUUAAGAUUUGUUACAGUUCUUUAAAAGCGCUAUUAGUCUCCUGAAAUUUAAAAGCGCGACUUUAAGAUUUAUCUAUGGCCGUUGGAUCA
Molecule: messenger RNA, 1815 nt
Organism: Andrographis paniculata
Lineage: Eukaryota; Viridiplantae; Streptophyta; Magnoliopsida; Lamiales; Acanthaceae
Exons: 3
Coding region: 224-1528 (434 amino acids)
Biological process (GO): mRNA splicing, via spliceosome
Cellular component (GO): U2-type spliceosomal complex
Molecular function (GO): RNA binding
Source: RefSeq, a predicted model, not a curated record